Molecule: messenger RNA, 1092 nt
Organism: Trypanosoma grayi
Lineage: Eukaryota; Euglenozoa; Kinetoplastea; Trypanosomatida; Trypanosomatidae
Exons: 1
Coding region: 1-1092 (363 amino acids)
Source: RefSeq, a predicted model, not a curated record
AUGUGGCGCCGUAGUCAGUGGCUCUGCGCCCCGCCCAAGGUGGUAUGUUUAACGAUGAUCCCCGGUGGUGGGGCGAUGACGGAGGCGCUGCAGCAGCUUGGAUACAAACCUUACACAUUCCUGCACACCUUUUCGAAGGGCCGGGUGAGCACGCACCCACAGGAGUGGUGCAUGGUGCUGGAGAAGAAGAAACCGUUCGACGCCGCUAUCCUCGAUGACGCACAAGGCGGGGCGAAUUGCAGUAGUAGCAGCAACAAGAGCAACAACAACAAGGAUACUGACAGCAGUGCGGGUUUUGACGCCCUGGUAGGUCCACCUUGUACGUUGGCAUUUGAAGCGGUAUUGAAGGAGUGCCCACGCAGCACACGCGUCAUUCUUGUGGAAGAAACGGACAAGGACGCAUGGGCCCUGGAUGCUGCAGCGCUCUGGGAGCCACUGCUGCGACAAACUGAGCGCGCGGCAAAACGACAGGCAGGUAAGCACCUCCACCAGAUGAUUCUCAAGAUGACGAUGGGUAUGACGGGUACGAACCGCAAGUUUGGCCCGGCCGCCUCGCUGGAUAUGUUAGAGGAGCACGUAAAGGCGACUGUGCCAAAGGACAGGCUGCUCGUGUAUCGCUACGGGGAUGGCUGGGAGCCUCUCUGUAGUUUCCUCUCAAAACCGCUUCCUAUGUUGUCUGGUGGGGAUGUUAUGCCCUUCCCCCCGCGCAACAAUGGAACGGAUGUGGUGGCGCACUUAAGCAGUCAACUACAGCGCGUGGAGCGUGUGGUGGUGUGGGUGACUUGCUUCCUCAUCGCCGCGAUGGUGGUGCUGUACACCCCAUUCUGCACGCAGUUGCGCGACAUUGUAGCGGCGUACUACGAUGACUACCGUGAGGCCUUUGACCCUGUGAUACGAGAGAAUGAGGGGAAGGGAAUUACGCUUCGGCAGGCGCUGGUGCUGGCGAAGAACACCACUAUGACGUUUGAGGAGAAGUGGCGCGUGCGUGGCGGCGUUUUCGGGACGAUGGGCGAGGCGUUGAGCAAGAUCGGCGAUGACGGCUCAGCAUCAACAGCAGAGGAGGUGGAAAGUAGGGAAAAGACAGUGGUGUAG